GCGGCCAACUCAAAUGCAGACUUUUGGCGUUGUAUCAACCUACUCAAACUACAGCUGCAAUCUUUGGAUAGAAUAGAUGCCAUGCAGAAAUCAAGUGAUGAAGUUGACGAAAAAAGUAUUGUAAAACCUAAGACGUUAUCCAGAGAUGAAGCCAUCACCAAACUAGAAGAGGUUAUUCUGACGAUAGUUGAAGAUAUCUCUCAAAAUAAACCUCCUUCUCUGAAAUAUAACUGCAGAAAUUCAUGGAAGAACACAAGGUUUAACAGCGCAGUUGGAAUUGAAAUGAUUGAUGAUAUCAGCCUGACGGAACACAGAUUUGAUUCCAUAGCAUCAAUUGGAAAGUUUGCUGCAACACUAAGGGUCAUGGCAUUUUGCUACAACCUUCUCCAACAAGAUACAUAUGCAACAAAACGAGAUAUCUAUUACACUGAUGUUCCAUUCUUUGGGAAUCAGAGUGUUGUGGAUUCAAUCAUUGACAACAUUGCAUGCAUGCUGAAGGUGCCAAGACACUGUUUACAUGUGCUGGCUGCAUCUAAAGGUUGUAUUGCUGGAGACCUGAGAUACAGAGAACACGAUGGAGCAUAUGUAGAUUGCAACGAUAGUAACUCGGGAACAAUGGUGUCAUCUCACGUGCAGGGAAUUUACAAUUUACAUUCCGAUGCCAAAUUUGUGUUAGUUGUUGAAAAAGAAGCCUCCUUCCAGCGGUUGAUGGACGACAAUGUAUUACAGCGGUUACACCCGUGUAUUAUCAUCACUGGAAAAGGUUUCCCAGAUGUGAAUACCCGUAUGAUGGUCCGUCGAUUGUGGUGCACUCUCCAGAUACCUAUCUUAGCCCUUGUGGAUGCAGACCCUCAUGGUAUUGAGAUCCUCAGCGUGUACAAGUUUGGUUCAAAGGCCCUCUCGUUUGACGCACACAGCUUAACCGUUCCUGUUUUAAAGUGGCUCGGCGUGUUGCCAAGUGACAUCACCAGGUUGUCUAUUCCGCAUGAUCAACUUAUACCGCUGACCGAACGAGACAAAAGCAAAGCACGUGAACUGCUUGACCGACCCCACAUUCAGUCCCAAGAAGUCUGGAAACAAGAGAUUAAGACCAUGUUAUCGCUGGGAUUCAAGGCAGAGAUUCAAGCUCUUUCCUCCAUCUCCUUCAAUUUUCUUUCAGAGACUUAUCUCCCUGUUAAGAUCAAGCAUGGCCGAUGGAUCUGAUAUCAAAACUAUCACUUGGCUUGCACUGUCCUCCAUAUUUACUCACAUUUAAGAAAGCAAUGACAACACCUCUUUGAAGGAAUAGUGACUAGAGCAACGGAUUUCUGAAUAACAAUUAAUUAACCACUUGACAUCCGUGGAUUUUUUUUUCCAAUGACCGAGAGUUCAGACCAGUGACUCAAUUUCUAAACACAUUAAUGUUAUGACAAUCAGCAAUCAAUGAUUGCAGAUUUCAAUUGCUUACAAAAUACUGCAAUCGUUGAUUGCUGUAUUUUGUAAGCAGUUGAGAAAUCAAAUAGUU
Molecule: messenger RNA, 1504 nt
Organism: Pocillopora damicornis (cauliflower coral)
Lineage: Eukaryota; Metazoa; Cnidaria; Anthozoa; Scleractinia; Pocilloporidae
Product: meiotic recombination protein SPO11
Biological process (GO): reciprocal meiotic recombination; meiotic DNA double-strand break processing; meiotic DNA double-strand break formation
Cellular component (GO): nuclear chromosome
Molecular function (GO): DNA topoisomerase type II (double strand cut, ATP-hydrolyzing) activity; ATP binding; DNA binding
Source: RefSeq, a predicted model, not a curated record